Messenger RNA from Anisakis simplex (herring worm), 3660 nucleotides. Lineage: Eukaryota; Metazoa; Nematoda; Chromadorea; Rhabditida; Anisakidae. The record is from the annotation of a GenBank genome assembly.
GUACAAUCGUUGAGAGAGCAGCUGUACGAUACGACAUGUAAAUUGGGUGAAACACGAAAUGAAAAUGAACGACUUCGGUAUUUAUUCAUGAGCAAUGACGCACGAGGUUUGUCUCAACUUCGUAAGAGUCUCACGGCUGCCGAGCAAGAUAUUAUCAAGAAACAACAAGAAAUGGAGACAUUACGGCAGCAACUUGUCACGCCAACUUCUGAGUUGAAUCCUUCGCAACAAUGUCCCGACGUGAUUCUCAAUCAGUUGAUCUCAUUAUUAAAGAUUCAAGUUGGUGCACUCUCGAAAUUUGUUCAUUUAUCGAUCAGUUCGAUAGAUUUGGGUCAAUUAAGACCGAUCACAGAUCAACUCAUUCGAAUGGUCACAAAUCUUGAUCAUUCAUUAUCGUUAUCCUCUCCAUCAACAACAUCUUCGUCGCCACCCAACAGUAGUAAUACCACCAACCCGCAAUUCGCUUCCAACGAUAUUCAACCGUUCAUCGAUACAAUGCAACAGCUUUCGGAUGCCUACGAACAGGUUCAUUUCAUUUAUUUUGAGGAUUUUCUGACGGUUCGUUUCUGUAUAAUCAGUGAUGUGUGUGUGUGCUUCGAGCUUGGAACGCUUCUAACAAGUCGACCUGCAAGUAUUGUUGAGACUGCCGAAAGUCAAACGAAUACGGUAAGAGACACUGUCCUAGUGGGGUUUUGGUCUGCGAGUAAAGAAGAAAACGAUAGUGACGAAAAGCAGGAAGCUAGGCGACCAUCGGCCAAAUCGGCAUCUUUCAGCGAUGAAGAUGUUGCUCAAAAGAGUCUUUCAGCAACUAUUGAUGAUAUUUGCAAGGUGUGUAGUACCAAGGUCGAAGCCAAUAUUACCAAUGAGUCAACAACUGAUCCCUCGUCACCUUUAGGUGUUCCCGAAUUUGAGGGUUCGAGCGAGAUGCUGCAAAACAAUGUUGCAAUCGGAACGUCAGCGCCAAAAACUGAUCAAAACACUUUCAAAGAGGGUGGAAAGCAUGAAGUUUCAGCUAAAGAGAUGAUCAAAAGUACUAAUAACUCAUUGCAUGCUACGCCAAGAAGACAGUUGAGCGAGAGUGUUAAAGGGGUUUUGACGAAGUGGAAACACGACAGUGAUUCCAUGUCACUGUUCAAUUCAAGCCACUUUCCACCAUCAGCGAAUUCAGAUGUCAUCGGAUCCGUGAGCACAAAAAAUAGCAAUCCUCAUGAUUCCUUGACUAGUCAUUCGAACAUUCACACCACAGCAAUUGAUUCGAAUCAGACAACCUCAAUGGCCGAAGCUGUCUCACAAGUUUCGUCACGUUUCUCGGCCUACUUGUCCGGGUGUGCCUCAACGUUGCAGCCAACAUUUGCUGUGUAUUCUGGUGGCAGUGCUGUCGGAGGGGCUGAUAUGAGAAACACUGUUGAAUCGUUGAUCAGUUUCAUUUGUGGUGAAUUUGUUUUGCGACAAGAGUUGGCGAAUUCUUUUGCGGGUCGUGUACGUGGUUUGGCACAACUUCGGAUGGCUGUAACGGCGCACGAAUUGCGUUGUUUGGAUGCACUGCAACGAUCGUUGAUGAACGCGUUCAAUAAGUAUUUGAUUGUGGACGAUGCGCUGCCACAGUUUCAUCAGCAAUUCAAAUUCACCUUCUUGGACGCACUCAAACAGGAUCUACGUGUCGAGUUGGAUUCGGCAAUAGAAAAGAUGAACACGGACGAAUCCUUGGAGACCAGUGCAAUUGAAGAGAAUUUGAUGCAAGUGCAUGAUAUGUUCAAACAUCCGGAAGAGGAACUGCACCAGUUGUCGUUGCACUGGUGUGCACCGUUGUUCGAUAUGAAACUGCAUCAGCAAGAGGCUGGCGCACAGCUGCAUGAGGCUCGUCAACGUUAUGCGUUGAGUCAGUUUCGAGGUGCUCUUCUGGAACGAUUGCACUAUCUGGCGGAACGAUUCCAGACGAAACGUGAUCAGUUGGCGUUUGCGCAUCGAAACGUUUUGCAGCGAGAAGUGGCCGCAUGUCGUAUUUGUGUGAUUUGGGAGACACUUCGCAAUAGUGCCACCGGGCAUGGACAAUUGAUGCGCGAAUUGUUGCGAUACGCCGAUCGUGAGGUGGACUACUCGAAAACGGUCAUUCUGAACGGUGAACAUGCCAACUGGAAUCACUAUUCACUGAUGGCACAAAUGCUUCUGAGUAUUGUUCGAGCACUGCAAAAACUUGUCAUUGAACGUUUUCGACACCUCAAACUUUCCACCACAUGCGGCCGAAACGUGGCCAAAUGCAGUGCCGCAGCACUGGAUUCGUCAGCGUUGUUGCUGCCAGAAACACAGGCGGCUCGUAAAGUGGCCAUUAGAAAAAUGGCUUAUUUUUGUGCACUUAUUCGAUGUUAUGCCCAAAACUCACAAAUGCACUUCAACGGGACGUCGAAGGAAGAAGAGGAAUUAACAUCGCAACGUGACAAUUUGAACGAUGAUGUGGAGGACUUGGAGAAUGUUAUUGAAGAAUUGCAGGCAUCGCAUGCGGACGAAAUCGAAUCGUUAAGAAUUCAGUAUGAGCAUCAAGUGAAGUCGCUUCGUGAACGAGUCGAAUUCGAGGAACAACGUCGGAAAAAAGCUCAGGAGGAAUUGCAAACUUUAAAUAAGAUGAAUGAUCAUUCGUUGGAAACCAUGAAGAAAACACAUGCGGAAUUGAUGGAGGAGCAGAAACGACAUUUUGAGGACGAGAUUGAUUUGCUGAAAAAAGAGCAUUGUGCUGAACUGGAGGAGGAGAAAGAAGCCACCAGGAUGGCCUUAGAUGCAGUCCAGCGAUCUCAUGAGGCUGAGCUGAAGAGUAUGACCGAAAAAUUGCGAAGUUUAGGCGCAACGAUGAGCACCUGCCAACCAACAACUUCAGGCAAUGAUUCUACUCGAUCCGAGGCACCAUCAACUAGACAGAGCAAGAUAUUAGAACAAAUGACAACUGAGUUGGCACAUUUAUCGGCGUUGUAUUCAGCGAAAUGCCUGGAGAAUUCUCAACUCGAUGAGAAGAUGUCAUUACUGCUCGCUGAUAAAGAGAAUCGAUCUUCGUCAACUGAUUUGGAAAUGCAAAAUCGCCGUCUGCAGCGUGAACUCAGGCAAAAGGAAGCCACAAUUGAGGAGUUACGCCAGAGGAUUACGCAGCUCGAGAGGAAACUAGCCGAAUUGGGUGUCGAUGGAAUGCGGAUCAACAGCUCACUCAAGCAGCAGNUGAUCAAUUCAGCGCCACCAGCCCCGUUAACACAAACCCCGUCACCACCCAACAACAACAACAGCUCCAAUCAAACGAUUCGAUUUAGGAGACAGCAGUAUUUGAAUUCGCAUAAAAUCGCAUCUCGUCGUAAUGAUAUUCGCUUCCACAGUAAUCCAGCAAUUCCAGUGAUGGAUGCAAUGCCGGAAUAUAUUGUCGACGAGAUGCGUAGGUCGUUAGCAGUGCCGGUUAGUGAACGUCGUAAAUUCUUUGAGACUAUUGCUGAGUAUAGCCAUCCAUUUUAAUUUUUCUUAUGUAUCAUGACAAUAAUAUAAUAAUAAAAUAUAAUAUUAAUAAUAAUGAUCAUACUAAUAAUAAUGAUAGUAAUAAUAAUAAUUGUAUUAACAAUGUAAUUGAUAACGAUGAAUGUAUAUAUGAAACAUUGUUGGUUUGACGAUCAGUUCUGUUGUUUGUGAUAA